Molecule: messenger RNA, 1682 nt
Organism: Folsomia candida
Lineage: Eukaryota; Metazoa; Arthropoda; Collembola; Entomobryomorpha; Isotomidae
Product: malectin-B
Exons: 7
Coding region: 369-1190 (273 amino acids)
Cellular component (GO): membrane
Molecular function (GO): carbohydrate binding
Source: RefSeq, a predicted model, not a curated record
GCGAGGAGCCGCUUCUUUCCGUCCUUCCAAAAAAAGCGACAGAUCGGCCAGAACUUAAGUUGGACAUUGGACAUUACUUUUAAUUAUACUGCAUGAAAUCAAUUUGUUGUGCAUUAUUGCCAAUAUCUAAUGAUUAUGUGGUUAGGUUGGCAAUAAUAAUAAAUCGAGAAUGGGCAUCAGCCAGACCGUUGAAUUGCCAGAACCAGUUGUGACCCAUCUACAUUUCUCUGCACAAUAAAAAAAACUAAAUAUUUGGUGAAUUUGCAUAGAACUAAAAGCUUACACUUGUCAACUGUCAACCGAUCGGUGGGUGGUGUGGAGUUUUUGUGACAAGCUUGCCAUUUGAUCUGCGAAUAGUUUCCGAGAAAAUGAUGGGCGGUGGUGUGACUCCAGCAGUGGUGGUGCUUAUCAACGUCAUAAUUUGCAUCUUCGUCGUGGGGAAGGCAGAUGGUGGUGGGAAGGUCGUCUUCGCCGUUAAUGCGGGGGGAGAGGGACACGUCGACGUUAAUGGAAUUCAUUAUGAAAAGGACACUUCGAAAGUUGGGAUUUCUUCGGAUUAUGGGAAACAUUUGAUGGCAAUCGGACGUGUUCAUCCUAAUGACCAAAUUUUAUAUCAAACGGAGAGAUAUCAUCAUAGCACAUUUGGCUAUGAAAUCCCGAUCGAGGAGGAUGGAAAUUAUGUAAUGGUUAUUAAAUUUUGUGAGGUUUACUUCAAUGCUCCGAAUAUGAAGGUGUUUGAUGUUGUUCUCAACAUGAACUCAAUCAUAUCGGACUUGGACAUUUAUGAGAAAGUUGGUCAUGGCGUAGCUUACGACGAAAUUGUCCCAUUCCAAAUAUCUUCCGGGAUGAAAACUUUGACAUUUAACGGUGUGGAGUCCGAAGUUAGGGGUGGAAAAAUUCGAGUAGAAUUUAUUAAAGGGUAUCGGGACAACCCAAAAGUCAAUGCAAUUUAUGUCAUAAGAGGAACUGAAGAUGACAUUCAUGGACUACCACCACUCCCCCCAAGUAGGGAGGAAGAAGAAGACAUUGCAACCGAACCUGACGAUGUCAAGGUUGUUAAAAAUCGGCGCCCAAGUGGUCCGAAAGUGACUGAUCCUUAUGAAGACGUGACACUAACCUCAGCCGUGUUCCCCGUAUUUGUUGCAAUAGGAUCCUUUAUACCCUUGUUGUUCUGUUUAUGUAAACUCUAGAUGCCCCCUUACUCCUUCUAAAUCUCCGAAUUAUUAUUAUUGCCGAAUGUGAAAAUUAUUUUAAUCAGUAACUGAAAUCUUUCUGACAUGUACUUAUCCCAAGCUCGUCAUCCCAUAAACUCGAAGUACUUGCAUUGAAAAAUUUGUGUUGGGUAGCUGCUUCCUCAAACCCUUAUUACAAAACCAAUAAUAUUUAUUAUCAUGGAUUAAAUUAUUUUUAUAUUUGUUUUUAAUUCUGUAAAUAAUACUCCUUCGACUUACUAUACAGCAGUACUUAACCAAAGCGGGUUGGGUUGUAAUUGUAAUUUAUAAAAAAGAGGUAUCUAAUUGCGUGCAAGAACUGAGUCAAUGCAUUCAAGUCAUCAUCAUAGAAUAAUGAAUUCGCUUAAAUAGAGAUAUGAGCUAAAAUGUUUUAAGUAGUUAUCCCUUGUGAUUUGUUUUGUUAAUUUUAAUGCCAAAUUGACUACUGAAUAAAUUUGUUUUAACUCUGAA